Molecule: messenger RNA, 4918 nt
Organism: Felis catus (domestic cat)
Lineage: Eukaryota; Metazoa; Chordata; Mammalia; Carnivora; Felidae
Gene: MBD3
Product: methyl-CpG binding domain protein 3
Exons: 6
Coding region: 3595-4332 (245 amino acids)
Molecular function (GO): DNA binding
Source: RefSeq, a predicted model, not a curated record
GCCGUCCCCGGGGCCGCGUGUUCGAAAGGGCCGCCCCUCCGCCGUCCACGGGCCCCCUCCGAGACCGCCGCUCCCGUGAGUCGUGGCCCCUCCAGUCUCAAAGACAGGAGGCGCGAGACUUCGUGAGCACCCCUCCCCCAGAUUGCCAGGAGGGGCUGCCGUUGGCCGGGGAGGGAUGGCGAGGAAGGUUCUCGGCGGAAUAAAGAAUUAGUGGGCGGCUGGCAGCCCAGCCGCAGACAGUUGGCCACCUGCUGUUUUCCUUCUCCCUCCUUUUUUCUCUCCGAUUGGUGGAAGAUGCUUUUGUUUCUGAGCCAGCUUCGAUGGCUCUCUCCCCCUUGCUUCAGGAUCCUGGGUGGGCACGUUCAGGUCUCUAACAAAGUAAAGAGGGACACCCGCCACGUGUUGAAGGCGGGCCGGUGCUGGGGGUCGUGCCACUGGUCAAGGGCCCAGAAACUGCCUGGGUGAUGCCUAGAGGGGCGGGAGUGCUGUGCUGUCCACCCAGCACUUGAGUCCCUCGUGGGCCUUUGCCAGCCCCGCUUGGGAAGGAGUGAGGGAAGUGAGCAGGGAAGGAAUGGCAGCUCGUCCGGUACCCGCUCAGGUUCUGGGUUCCAAAAAGAGCAAGGACCCUGUGACUUCCAGCAUUGACCUCGUGGAGCCACAAGCAGCGUCUCUUGGGGACAUGUCCACUGCUGCGGUCUGCGACGUGACUCUCUUUCUGACUGUUGAAAAAGCCUGAAUCUUUGCGGUUCUGUCCUGCUGGGUUAGUGAGGAGGUCUCAGUUUGGGAGCCACCUGCUUAGUUUAAUUCCAAGCAUGCUUGUGUGUCGGCUUUUCUUUUUAGGUGUGAAGGCCGAAGAAGCGGGUCUCUCUAGCUCUAGCCCUUUGUUAAUUUAACAGACACCCUCUGCGGCACCUGCUGGGUCCUGGCCAUUCAGUCAGAUGGGAGUGAGACCUUCCUCCCCUGGGUGACAGCAUCAGCUGGCACCCUGUUACUCCCGUAGUUACAGGUGGUGACCUACGCUGAGAAGUCCAGGGGUCUGUGAGGACCAGUAAUGGGGUGCUGGGUUGAGGCUGGGGCAGCUCAGCGAGGGCCUCCCUGAAGAGGUGACACGGAGCUGAGCACUGACAGUGGAGCUGGGAGGAGCUCUCCAGGCAGAGGGCAUCCUGUGCAGAGAACCUGGGAGGCUGAGCCGAGGUCAGCAGGGCCGGAACACCUUGAGAAUAACAUUGCUCUGCCUCUUUUCCCCACCUGUGUGUGGGCCUCUUUGGGCCUCGGCCAAAUGGGACCUUACUCUGAGGCCCUAGACCUGAGCUUGGGGUUCCGGCAGCGGGGAAAAGUUCCAAAUGGGCCGGACAGAUAACCCAGAGGUGGGCCUGAGGGGAGGAAGAAGGGGUAGGGUCCAACGCCAUCCCCAAGUCAUUGGUCUGGAUGACCCACCAGGCAGGUGGGUGUCACCUUCCCUCCCGAUGGGUGGGAGGUUUGUGGGGGGAUGUGAUCGGGAACCCGUGAUGUUUUGUGGAACAUGUGUCUGUGGCCUCUUCACCUGUUGGGGCUCCCGCUCAACCGGGCAACCAGGCAAGAGCACGGAUGGACUUUUCGAAUUUUCUCAAUGCAGAGGGAAGGCAGAACACAAGGGCUUUGAGUCAGGCCUGGAUUGGGGUCCAAGCCUUGUCCCUAGGAACCGGUGGAUCUCGAUUUCCUUGUCCAGAGAGUGGAGGAAGCGAGUGCGUGGUUUGCCAGAUUGUCACUCAGGAGAGGCGGGGUGACCUCACACCACUCCCAUCAUUGUAGCUCGAAGCCUGGGCUCUGCUGAGAUUGGGGGGUGGGCGGAGGGAGCAUCAGGCCGCAGCCGCGUCUCCUCUGUACUGUGAAAAUAAGCUCGCCGUGUGACAGUUUUGCCCAGGCCGGAAGCUGAAGGUUUGUGGGAUGUUAGUACCCUGUCCUCGGGGCUCAUUCUUUGGAGGAGUGUAGAGUAGAGAGGAAUCCACCAGAAGAUCUCAUUGCUCAGGAAGAGCAGAAGGUGCUUAGCACAUCGCCCCCUCCCCCCUUCCUUGGGCAGCAGGGUGAGGUUGGCUGUAAGCAGGUGCACUUUGCUGUCAGGGCCUCACGGGUGUCAGUGCCCACUCUCUGGUCCAGGCGACCCUCACAGCAGCCCUUUCUACAGACGAGAAGGGGGGCUGCCUUUUGGGCCUGUGUCCAUCUCCUCUGGCCUGAGGCUCUGGGCUAGGUGCUGGCUGGUGUCCCCACAGCCAGCCACUUGACAGGGGCCAGCCCGCAGCCCUCCAUCCCCACUCCGUCCCCAUGCUUCUAGCCCCUGGUCUGUGCUCUUUUAUUCCUAUGUGUGCAGUUUUGUUAAAUCCAGGGUUGUUAGGGGUGUGGGUGUGUGUGUUUCUCAAUAAAAUAUCAGGGGCAUCUUCCUCUGUUAAUACAGAUAUCUAGAACCUUUGUUAAAAGUUGGGACAUAAUCCACAUUCUCUCUGAUCCAUCCUUUAAAAGUGUCCUAUUCGGUGGUUUUUAGUACAUUCACAAAGUUGUGCAGCCAUCACCACUACAUAGUUCUAGAACAUUCCAUUACCCAAAAUGAGGCCUGUGCCUGUUAGCUUUGCCCCCCCCCCGCCUCCCCCAGCAUCUGGGAUCUACUAACGCACUUUUUGUCUUAUUUUGUUUUUUCUUAACACCCUUUUUGAGAUUAGGAUCUACACCUCAUAGAUCACCCAUUUAAAAUGCGCUACUGAAUAGUUUUCACACAUGGGUACGGCGACCUCCACAGUCGGUUUUAGAACAUUCUCCAAGAGAGCCCCAGACCCCCCAGCCGCCAGUGCCCAAUGCCGCCACGUGCCAGUUCUAAGCAGCCACUUCUCUGUGCCCCGUGUCUACUUCCUGUUCUCGUGUAGCAAGCGCAGGUGACUGGAGGCCCAGAGAUGCUGGCGAGUGUUUCGUGGGGUCCCCUCCUCCCUCUGUGUGGCUGUAUUUGACCCAGGUUCCUUCCCACGGCCCUGGGCACCAUAGGCUCCGGUCGCAUCAACCAGCACAGCGUCCUAGAAAAGAAAAUCUUCCCGGAGAGUCCCCAGCAGCCUUGGGACCCCGGGCCGCCAGGAGCUCUCCGUGCUGGGCGCCUGGGCCCAGGGGAACAGCACGGUCUGCAGCCGCAGCCCUGCCUGUGCGGAGCUCCUGGUGGGGGUUCCCAGAGCGCAGCUGGCCACGCGCUGGGGUCCUGGCGUCCUAGGAGGGGCUUCCUUCUGGCCGUACCAGGUCCCACGACCCUCCAUUGUCCCUAGCAGAGUGGCGGGGGCGGGGAGCAGACAGGCAGUUGCUUGAAUCGGGGGCUCAUCCCAGAGCCUCUUCCGGGGAGAGGAACAAAAUAAACCCUCACCGAUCUCAGACUGAUGAGCUGUUACCGAGAGUGACUGCUCAUCGCGUUGGCAGCAGUGACGUGCUUGGAGAGGCACCAGGCCUGCUGGGGACCACACAAGUGUAGAGGCGAGCCGCAGACCGCACAGCCUGCCCGCUUAAAGUGUGCAAGCCAAUAGAUUGUGCCCCAGUGGGAAGAAGUUCCGGAGCAAGCCGCAGCUGGCCCGCUACCUGGGCGGCUCCAUGGACCUGAGCACCUUUGACUUCCGGACGGGCAAGCUGCUGAUGAGCAAGGCAAGCCGGAGCCGGCAGAGGGUCCGCUACGACUCCUCCAGCCAGGUCAAGGGCAAGCCCGACCUGAACACCGCCCUCCCCGUCAGGCAGACGGCUUCCAUUUUCAAGCAGCCGGUGACCAAGAUCACCAACCACCCCAGCAACAAAGUGAAGAGUGACCCCCAGAAGGCCGUGGAGCAGCCUCGACAGCUCUUCUGGGAGAAGAAGCUGAGUGGCCUGAACGCCUUCGACAUCGCCGAGGAGCUCGUGAAAACCAUGGACCUCCCCAAAGGCCUGCAGGGCGUGGGACCCGGCUGCACGGACGAGACCCUGCUGUCGGCCAUCGCCAGCGCCCUGCACACCAGCACCAUGCCCAUCACUGGGCAGCUCUCGGCCGCCGUGGAGAAGAACCCCGGGGUGUGGCUGAACACGGCCCAGCCUCUCUGCAAGGCCUUCAUGGUGACCGACGAGGACAUCAGGUGCAGGCGGACUCGUGGCGGGAGGCAUCCGUCUGCUGGAACCAUCUGGGCAGGCGUCCCGGCGAGGAGAUGUUUGAGCCGGCAGCGUGGAACGUGUGUCCUCUCGAACCGAGGUGUGAACACACAGCCGAGGUCAGAGCAGGUAGGGGCUCUCUGUGGGCCCCACACAGAGAAGGGGCCGGAACCGCGGCGGAGCGGCCUGUGGGCGGGCGCCCUGCCGCAGGACUGAGCAGAGCCCCAGGCCCCGUGGGGUGACGCCCGGGAAUAGCCCGCGGCCCCUCAGAGGAGUGCGCUGCCGGGGAGUUGGAGGUAGAAGGGAAGAAUGCAACCGUCCGGAAAGGCUAGAUGGGUGUUUACGGCUGAGCAGAACUUCUAGAACUGGGAGAAGCUCAGUCCCGAGGGAGGGUCAGGCAGUGGACUCGGUCGUGUCUGGAGAGGGGACGAGCGGCCGGCAGCGUGGUGCCGCACGGGCCGGGGACAGACGCGUGCCGGAUCACGUUCGGGCGAGGGAGGGGAGGCAGGCCUUCUCACAGUCUGGGCUGACGGCUUUCUAGGCUGUGGUAGCAGAAGCCGAAAGACCGAGAACGCCGUUCUCCACCUAGAAUUGUGCGCCUGCAAAACUCCCAUCAGCCACGGGGCGAGUGACACUCUGGCCGGGUGCGGUGACCCGACACCGUUGUCUGCUUUUUGUUUGCAAACCCCACUCAAGCGACAGUUCGGGGACUCCGUGCGCCCGUGCGCUGGACCCCAGGGGGAAGCAGACAGGCGGUGACCCAUCGGCCGGGCCUGCGGGGCCUGCUGGGAGGGGCAGAGGC